Messenger RNA from Phyllopteryx taeniolatus (common seadragon), 1261 nucleotides. RefSeq names its product lectin, mannose-binding 2 (gene lman2). The record is from RefSeq and is a predicted model, not a curated record. The transcript has 8 exons. Lineage: Eukaryota; Metazoa; Chordata; Actinopteri; Syngnathiformes; Syngnathidae. Bases 148 to 1158 code for a protein of 336 amino acids. Gene Ontology annotation, molecular function: D-mannose binding. Gene Ontology annotation, biological process: endoplasmic reticulum to Golgi vesicle-mediated transport; Golgi organization; endoplasmic reticulum organization. Gene Ontology annotation, cellular component: COPII-coated ER to Golgi transport vesicle; Golgi membrane; endoplasmic reticulum-Golgi intermediate compartment.
AAUCCCUCAGGUUGAGCGAGGAAGUAAUCGAGGACUCUUCGCGUGUUGGCAGUUUCUUGUCGGAAGAGAAUAGCAAACGGACCGACGCGUUCAUGGACUUUGCGAGUUGGCUAUUUUGAAGAGUUGGGAGAGAUAUUUUGUGUCGAAAUGGCGAGCUUUGGAGCGUUUGCGGGCUGUGUGUGCCUCCUCCUCGCGGCCGCGCUACGGCUGGUGUGCGGCGACAUCACGGACGGCAACCCGGAGCACCUUAAACGAGAACACUCGUUGAUGAAACCCUACCAAGGCGUGGGCAGCAGCCCGUCGAGCCAGUGGGACUUCUCGGGGAGCACGUUGGUGACCAGCUCGUACGUGCGACUAACUCCGGAUGAGAAAAGCAAGCAGGGAUCCAUCUGGAAUACUGUGCCGUGUUACCUGAAAGACUGGGAGAUGCACGUCCACUUCAAAAUCCACGGGCUGGGCAAGAAGAAUCUCCACGGCGACGGCAUUGCUCUCUGGUACACAAAAGACAGACUGCAUCCUGGGCCCGUCUUCUCCGACCACGCCGUCUUCCACGGGCUGGCAGUCUUUAUCGAUACGUACUCGAACGAUGACUCAGUGGACCGUUCCUUCCCGUACGUUUCGGCCAUGGUGAACAACGGCUCGGUGAGCUACGACCACGGCAAAGACGGACGCUCGUCGGAGCUGGGAGGUUGCUCGGCCGAAAUCCGCAACCGAGAGUUUGACACCUACCUCGCCGUCCGCUACUCCAAAGGGAGACUCACCGUGAUGAUGGAUGUGGAUGACAAGAACGAGUGGAAGGAAUGCAUCGACAUCGGAGGCGUUCGUCUUCCCACGGGAUAUUUCUUUGGCGCCUCGGCGGCCACUGGAGAUCUUUCUGACAACCAUGACAUCAUCUCAAUGAAGCUGUACCAGCUGAUGGUGGAGUACACGUCUGAGGAGGAGAACCUGGACUGGACCAAGAUCGAGCCAAGCGUCAGCCUGCUCAAGUCGCCCAAAGACAACAUUGAUGACCCGACGGGCAAUUUCCGCGGCACGCCGCUGACGGGCUGGAAGGUGUUCCUGCUGCUGCUGUGCGCGCUGCUGGGCAUCGUGGUGUGCGGCGUGGUGGGCGCCGUGGUCUUCCAGAAGCGGCAGGAGCGAAACAAGAGGUUCUACUGACAACCCGGAGGAGCAGAGGAACGCCCGUCGAAGGCAGCGGGGCGCUGGUGAUUGACUCUUGAAGCACAUUUUAAUGUGAAUCUUUUUUUUGGGGGGGGGGGGG